Molecule: messenger RNA, 791 nt
Organism: Synchiropus splendidus (mandarinfish)
Lineage: Eukaryota; Metazoa; Chordata; Actinopteri; Syngnathiformes; Callionymidae
Product: transmembrane emp24 domain-containing protein 1-like
Exons: 4
Coding region: 43-699 (218 amino acids)
Biological process (GO): intracellular protein transport; Golgi organization; endoplasmic reticulum to Golgi vesicle-mediated transport
Cellular component (GO): Golgi apparatus; endoplasmic reticulum; endoplasmic reticulum-Golgi intermediate compartment
Source: RefSeq, a predicted model, not a curated record
GACGGAGCAGAAACUCUCACUCUCAAUCUCAGUCAAUCCACAAUGAGGACUUCUGCUCUCCUGGGAUACUUGACCCUCAGUGUGGUCUGGACUGCGACUUUGGCCUGGAAACCGGCCACAGAACUCACCUUUCUGUUACCCGCCGGCAGGGAAGAGUGUUUCUACCAACCGACCAGGAGCAACAACAUCAUCGAAGUCGCAUAUCGAGUGAUCGCUGGAUCAGGUCUGGAUGUCGGAUUUGGCUUCUUCUCUCCCAGUGGCUCCAAACUGGCGUCCGACUUCAGGGCGACCGACAACUAUCAUGUACUGGACCACGCCGAGGAUGGCGACUACCGCUUUUGCUUCGACAACAGCUUCAGCAAGUUUUCAGAGAAGAUGGUCUUCUUCAGGGUGAGUGUCAUCGACAAGAGCGGAGCCGAGGAUGACGGGUGGAUGGACGGGGUCAUGGAGGAGAACAUGGUGGGCUACGAGCUGGAGAGCAUCAGGGCAACUUUGGACGCCACCCACUGGAACAUGGAGAGGAGUCACCAGGCGCUGAUCCAUCUCCGGUCCUUUGAGAAGAUGGACCUGAGCCUGCUGGAGGACAAUCUGUGGCGUGUCUCCUUCUGGUCGUGUGUCAACCUGCUGGUCAUGAUGGCGGUCGCAGCCACGCAGGUCUACACGGUGCGGCAACUUUUCAGGGACACAAAGAGAGGCUGACUUUUUCAAACAUGAAGAGCUGAAACCUCACACGCUAAACCGAUGAUGGAAUCACAAUAUCUUUUCAUAGAACACAUUUUUAAUGAAUCAAA